AUGGAGAAAACUACGAGCCAUAUCCUUUGCCCUAGGCCUCCAAAUCGCGGUAAGCUCAUAACAAUCCUUAGUAUCGACGGAGGAGGGAUUAGGGGUAUCAUCCCCGCGGUCAUGCUUGAUUUCCUUGAAUCAGAACUCCAGAUGGUAAGGAUUAAGGAAGCAAGAGUGGCAGAUUAUUUUGAUGUCAUUUCUGGAACAAGCACAGGUGGCUUCAUAACCGCCAUGUUAACUGCCCCUAAUGAGAAAAAUCGGCCACUCUACGAUGCUAAGGAUAUAAUUCCUUUUUAUCUUGAACAUUCUCCGAAGAUCUUCCGUCAACCAAGAUGGUGGAGAUCGACUACUCUUUUGAAGGUGCUAAACGGACCAAAAUACGAUGGAAAAUACCUGCACAAGCUUGUGAAAGAAAUACUAGGUGAUACAAGGUUGCAUCAAGCACUGACUAAUGUGGUUAUUCCCACUUUUGAUAUCAAAAAUCUUCAGCCUGUUCUCUUUUCUUCUUAUAUGGUAUACAUAUGCUUAGGCACGUCGGCUGCUCCAACUCUCCUACCGGCGUAUUACUUCGAAAACAAAGAUGAUAAAGGCAAUUUCAGAGAAUUCAACCUCAUCGAUGGAGGUGUUGCUGCCAAUAACCCUACACUAGUUGCAUUAACCGAAGUGAAAAAACAAGUAAUGAGGGAAAACCCGAAUUUCUUCCCGAUUAAGCCCACGGAUCGUGAACGUUUGCUGGUAAUAUCGUUAGGGACUGGAUCCGACAAGUUAGACCGGAAAUACAAUGCUCAUACCGCAGCAAAAUGGGGUAUAAUUUCAUGGUUAUUUGACAAUGGUUCAACUCCAAUACUUGAUGCUUACAAUCAAUCUAAGACUGAUAUGAUCGAUUUCCAUAACGCUGUUGCUUUUGAAGCUUAUGGCUCCAUUGAUAAUUACCUUCGUAUCCAAGAUGAUACGCUAACAGGAUUAGCAACAAAAGCAGAUGCAGCAACCAAGAAAAAUUUGGAAAACCUUGUGAAAAUAGGAAAGGCACUAUUGAAGAAACCUGUUUCAAGGAUUAAUUUUGAUACGGGCAUUUAUCAACCUAUUCCUAAUGGUGGAACCAAUGAGGAGGCCUUGAUAAGGUUUGCAAAACAACUUUCCGAUGAAAAGAGAAGGCGGGAACAACCUGAGAAUUGCCGAAAAGAGUGAUACAUUUGGCAUUUGUAUUCCCUUACAUUAAACACCAUUAUAUGUGAUUUAUAUAAAGUAUGAAAAAACUUUGUAAAAGAGUGCACCGGUGUGGAUUAUUAUAGUAGCUAUCCCCAAACA
Chenopodium quinoa (quinoa) is the source of this 1299-nucleotide messenger RNA. RefSeq names its product patatin-like protein 1. The transcript has 8 exons. Bases 1 to 1179 code for a protein of 392 amino acids. Gene Ontology annotation, biological process: lipid metabolic process. NCBI's taxonomy places the organism in Eukaryota, Viridiplantae, Streptophyta, Magnoliopsida, Caryophyllales, Amaranthaceae. Gene Ontology annotation, molecular function: glycerophospholipase activity; monoacylglycerol lipase activity. The record is from RefSeq and is a predicted model, not a curated record.